Molecule: messenger RNA, 4258 nt
Organism: Oryctolagus cuniculus (rabbit)
Lineage: Eukaryota; Metazoa; Chordata; Mammalia; Lagomorpha; Leporidae
Source: RefSeq, a predicted model, not a curated record
GCCUGGCUUUCGCUUGGCAGCCAGGGCCGAAGAGACAAUCUUAUGGCAACCAAUGGGCACCCAGAGCUGAGGCUAGCAGCGGGAAGGCGGUGCGGUCAGGUGCUCUGCGCCGUGGUUGCGUGCAGGUGAGCCGCUGCGGGUUCAGCGGAAGCCCCUCGCUCCCGCCACCUCCCCGCGGAUACCGUGUCUCGUCCUGGCCCUACCUUCCCAUAGCCCCAGACCGAUGCGGCCCGACCGGAUCGCUUCGAGGAUUUUCUUUCACUGAACUGAUCAAGCACUUUGAAAAUGACUCCACAGUUUCUCUUGGUGUCCUUCGUACUUGCUGCACUAACUCUUGAAACUACAUUUUCUCUCCAACCAGACCAGCAAAAGGUUCUACUAGUUUCAUUUGAUGGAUUCCGCUGGGAUUACUUAUAUAAAGUUCCAACACCCCAUUUUCAUUAUAUCAUGCAAUCCGGUGUGCAUGUGAAGCAAGUUACUAAUAUUUUUAUUACAAAGACCUACCCUAACCAUUAUACCUUGGUAACUGGCCUCUUUGCAGAGAAUCAUGGGAUUGUGGCAAAUGACAUGUUUGAUCCUAUUCUGAACAAAUCUUUCUCCUUGGAUGACAUGAAUAUUUAUGAUUCUGAGUUUUGGGAAGAAGCGACACCAAUAUGGGUUACCAAUCAGAGGGAAGGACAUAGCAGUGGUGCAGCCAUGUGGCCUGGAGCAGAUGUAAAGAUACAUAACAGUUUUCCUACUCAUUACAUGCCUUACAAUGAGUCCAUGUCAUUCGAAGAUAGAGUUGCCAAAAUUAUUGAGUGGUUUACAUCAAAAGAGCCCAUAAAUCUUGGUCUUCUCUAUUGGGAAGAGCCUGAUGACAUGGGUCACCAUUUGGGACCUGACAGUCCCCUCAUGGGGCCUGUCAUAUCAGAUAUUGACAAGAAGUUAGGAUAUCUCAUACAAAUGCUGAAAAAUGCAAAGUUGUGGAACACUGUGAACCUCAUCAUCACAAGUGAUCAUGGAAUGACCCAGUGUUCUAAGCAAAGGGUGAUAGAACUUGACCAGUAUGUGGAUAAAGAACACUAUACCCUGAUUGACAGAUCUCCGGUAGCUGCCAUCUUGCCCAAAGAAGGUAAAUUUGAUGAGGUCUAUGAAGCACUAGCUCAUGCCCAUCCUAAUCUUACUGUUUACAAAAAAGAGGAGAUUCCGGAAAGAUGGCAUUACAAAUACAACAAUCGAAUUCAACCAAUCAUAGCAGUGGCUGACGAAGGAUGGUACAUUUUACAGAAUAAGUCAGAUGACUUUUUGUCAGAAUCUGGAGCCAGCAGUGGGAGGAUUGGCACCACUUUGGACACAGGCAAGUGGAAUGUGCUACAGCUUUUGUAUGAGCACCCAGCAACUACUGGGGUCACCCCCCAACCCAGUCAGUGGGGGCAACCACAGCAGUUCAGGAGCAACUGACUGGGAUGGUCUCCACAACACCAGCUGCAGCCACUCAGCAACAGGUGCGGAGGUGAACCCAUCCCGACGGAAGGGAAGUGCCACCUGCAGGACUCUCCUGUGCACCCAGCACAACUAUGGAAAAAGCUGGGCUGUAGAUAGAGAGCUGCAGAUAGAGAGCACACCUGUGACCCAGAGGUCUUACCAGAGACAUUCCCCCACAGACUUUGAAUCUGGUUGGGAGGAUUGGACUCAAUCCAGCGGGCUAGAACAAAUGGACAGCGGCUCUGGGAACACCUGUCUCCUUGCAGAUGAUGGGCUAGUAGGGGAGAGUGGCUUACUUGCAGUCCUUGACCCCGACAGCCCUGAGUGAUGAGAAUGAGAAAACACUGUGACUGCAUGAGAGGAGUCAGACUGUAUCUGGGUUCAGGGUAAUCACAGAAUGCUGCUGCACACUCUCACAGCUCCUUGGUUGUCUACAGCAGCUCAUAGCAGAGGGAACCAUGCUCACAGGAAGGGCUGCGCAGAUCAUGUAUGUGGUUCAUAUGAUGGUGCAGAUGAGAGUUAAACAUACUUCUGGGCUAACACCUUGCCAUUCCUCAGCUUGAAGGAGAAGGGGUGGUCACACCAACAGAGGUGACCAUUCCUCUAUCCAGCUACCCAAGGAGAGCUACCACACCCAAAUUAGGUGUUAUCCUGGAUACUCACCCCAUCCUGAAGCACUGAAUUGAGCUCCCUGGCCAUACCCACAAGACACCUCUUGGUAUUCACUGAAAGUAGACAUUCCACCAAGCCACAGAGGAAUAACUCGAAGAUAAAAUCCAUCGGAGGAAAAAAAUUCUACAAAUGCCUAGAAAUAAAUGCAUAAAUUCAAGAAACAAGAAUGAGGAAGACACUACGACCCCCUCAAAGGAACACAACAUUUCAAUAUUAGAAUGUGCAGAUGGAAGAGAUUGAGAAAAUGCCAAAAAUGAAAUUUUAAAAAUUAAUCAUAGGACUACUAAAAAGCAAUCAGAAGCAAAUCCACAAACUAAAGAAAACCUUAAAUGAUAUGAAUGAAAAUUAGUCCCAUAAAAUUGAGAUUUAAAAAAAAUUAAAAUGAAUUAUUACAAAUGAAGAAUUCAAUAGAUCAAAUAAAAAUGCACUGGAAAGCCAUAACAAUAGAGUUAAUAAGGCAAAAGAAAAAUAGCCAAGCUAGAAGACAAAUCUCUGGAUUUUUUACAGUAAUACCAAAAAAAAAAAAAAAGAGAGAGAGAGAAGAAGAAGAAAUUAGAGAACUUAAAAACAGUGCUGGGGAUCUAUGGGAUACUACCAAAAGAUUCAAUGUAUGGGUCUUAGGAGUGCCUAAAGGUGUGGAAAGAGAGAAGGGACUAGAAGGCCUAAUUAAUGAAAUAAUUACAAAAAACUUCCAUAAUUUGGAAAAAGAAAGGAAAGUCCAAGUAGAGGAAGCACAUAGAACUCCUAACAGACAUAACAGAAAAGAUCUUCACCAUGACAUAUUAUAGUCCAACUUUCCACAGUAAAGCAUAAAGAAAGAUUCUAAAAUGUGCAUGAGAGAAGCAUCAGAUUACUUUCAGAGAAUCUCCAACCAGACUCACAGCAGACUUUUCAUAAGAAACCCUACAGGCUAGAAGACAAGAUGAGAGAAAAAAAAAAAAAAACUGUCAACCCAGAAUACUGUACCCUGUAAAGCUCUCAUUUAUGAAUCAAGGUGAAAUAAAGACCUCCCAUGACAAAUAGAAACUGAAAGAAUUUGUCAUCACUAGUCCAGCAUUACAAAAGAUGCUAAAUGAUGUGCUACACACAGAAACACAGGAAGAAAGCUAUCACCAUGAAAGAAUGUAAAGACAGGAAAUCCCCCCAGUAAAAGUACAAAAGAAUUCCAAAGUAAAUGUCAGGAAUACUCACAGAAAAAUGGCAAGGCCGAGUAGUUACUUAUCAAUAGUUACCUUGAAUGUAAAUGGCUUUAACUCUCCUGUUAAAAGAUACAGAUUGGAUGAAUGGAUUCAAAAGCAAGACUCAUCUAUUUGCUGCCUACAAGAAACACACCUCAUCAACAAAGAUGCACACGGACUGAAAGUGAAAGGAUGGAAAAAGAUAUCCCAUGCUAACAGAAAGAAAAAAAGGGCAGGAGCAGCCAUCCUAAUAUCAGACAAGACAGACUUUAACACAAAAACUGUUAAAACAGACAGAUAAGGACACUAUGUAAUGAUUGAGGGAAUCAAUACAAUAGGAAGACAUUACUAUAAUAAAUGUAUAUAUACCCAAUCUACAGGGCACCAGCCUAUUUAAAAGAACUGUUAACAGAUUUAAAGGGAGACAUAGACUCCAAUACAAUAGUAAUGAGGGACUUUUCACCCCACAGUGGCAGAAUACACAUUCUUCUCAGCAGUGUAUGGAACAUUCUCUAGGAUAGACCACAUACGAGGCAAUAAAGUAAGUCAGCAAAUUUUAAAAAAUCAAAACCAUACCAUGAACCUUCUCUGAUCACAAUGGAUUGAAGUUUGAAACCAACAACUCAAAAAUAGUACCCUGGGGGUUCUAGUCCUGGUUGGGGCGCCGGAUUCUGUCCCCGUUGCUCCUCUUCCAGGCCAGCUCUCUGCUGUGGCCCAGGAAAGCAGUGGAGGAUGGCCUAAAUCCUUGAGCCCUGCACCCACAUGGGAGACCAGGAGGAAGCAACUGGCUCCUGGCUUCAGAUUGGCACAGCGCGCCAGCCGUAGCAGCCAUUUGGGGGGUGAGCCAACGGAAGGAAGACCUUCCUCUCCGCCUCUCUUUCUCUCACUAACUCUGCCUGUCAAAAAAAAAAAAAAAAGAAUCUCUAGAACACAUGCAAAUA